GAGAUAUGUAUGUAUCUAAACGAGUGUGUACGUUAAUUUCUAACCUAAAUAACAUCGAAUAUUCGUGUUAUUCGAGAUGCAUGUAACAUACAGUUUUGAUAAACUUCUAAAAUUAUUUACAACUAUUGAAUGAGAUCAUGUAAUGGAAUGGUAUUGCGUAGUUUCAUAUUUAUUUAACAUACCGUUGCAUAAACAUAUAGAGUAAAAUUGAUAGCAAUGAUGUAACGUCAAAAUGAAAUGUUUCAUAUCAAAACACAAAGCUAACAAACACUUAUAGCAAAACAUAAGUAAAGUUUUUUAAUGCCGAUAAAUAAUGUUCACAUAAUAUUACAAUGAUAUAUUGAUUUUCUUAAAUUAUUAUAAGAUGCAACGAAAAGUGGUCUAUUAACGAAUGGAUUUAGAUAAAAGGUGAUAAACACGUCAAUAUGUGCGAAGACGUUCACGUGAAAGAACAAUGGCAACUUUUGCAAAAUCUUCGAACCACUGUAGAAGGUCUACUGGUCGAUGGUGUUUUAAAUGUAUGGAAUGUUUACGGUGGUUUAAAUCGUCUUCAUAAUGUCAUGGAGCGAAUUUUCAAACAUGGCUGUCGAAUAUACAAUCGAAAUGGAGAGCCAGACUGUUGGGUCUUUAUACAAGGAUUAAAUUGGCUACAACCUUCUUUAGCAUUGUCACCUGUCGUCUCUGAGACAGAGGAUUACCUUUCAAAUUUACCAGCUAGAAUAACAUCGCAUAAGGACAUGUUAUGGUUAUAUAAAAGUUUGGAAAGUCAUUCUUUGUCGCAGAAGCUUUCAUGGCUUUUGUCUGACAAAGAACAUUUACUUUCUUCUUUUGAACCAUGGGCAUUUUUAUGUCAAGAAAACUUACCUAAAGCAAGUCCGCAAAAACAUCGCCGAUCUUCUUCGUAUCCCAUCAAUUUAUCAACCACAAGUUUUAGUAUGGCAAGGGAUAAAACUGUACAUAUUGAAAAGUAUCAAUUAGAAUCAUUAAAAGUAGUAACGGGCGAGAAUUUUGUGCAACGAGAUGAUCUUGAUUCCGUUACAAAGAAUCAAGACGAAACAUUGGGUUCCAAAGAAAUUAACGAUAUACCUUUAAAAACUUGGAGCAGUCUUUCGACAUUGACUAAAAAUUGUAAAAGUCCAGGAAAGAACGUAUCCGCAAUUUCACCUAACAGUGAAAACAGCAGCUUGCAAAAAAAUAAUGAAUCGCAAACAUCUGCUGAACUAUCAAAAAUAAUAGAUUUUAAUUACGCUGAACUAAGACAUUCUACCCCCAUGGUUGCGGAUAAGCCGCUUGUAAAACCGAGAACUCCAACACGGAGACAUAAAAGUACAACUAAGGUGAAGCGAAAGAGUGAAGUUACGAAAAAAUCUAGCGAAGAUUCUGAUGUAAUGAAUAAUGAAGAGAUACCGAUAAAUAUGGGAAAAGAAUAUAGCAUUCCAUCUCCCGUGCCAAAUAAAUUAAGCACUACUGGAAUGAAGAUGUCUCAAAAUCCAAGGAGAACUUCUUUCUUGUCGGGAUCGGCACCUGAAUUCACUGGCCCUUGGAACUUGGAAAUCGAAGGUCAGAAAGACAUAAGAACACCGAAGAAGAGUUUUAUGGAAGAUGGAGGUAGUAGUGUUCAGCCUAUGGCGAUAGGGUACUUUCCACGUCCAGCGGAAGGUCAAAGUUUAACAAGCUUUCUGGCCUCUGCACAAUUUUCUAGAGCGAACGCUGAACUGGACAGGGAGAAUGCACAUUUCAGUGUUUCCGAAGCUAUGAUAGCUGCCAUCGAGCAAGUGAAAUGCAACAGACAAUGGCGUCUUGUAGAGGAAGCGACCGAGGAAAGCGAUGAAGAAAUUAAUAACUUGAAACAAAGGAUACGAUUAAGGCGGCGUGAACGACAAGAAGAACGGUGCAAAGGGAGGAUAUGGAACCGCGAGCUGUUAAGCGAUGGAAAAACAGACACGACAACUACCGAUCAAAGUGUCAGCCCCUUGUCGACUUCGUCUGACACCGCCUCAGGAAAUAUAUCUACGGACGAUGUAGAGGAUUUGGAAGUGGACGACGUACGGAAUGCGUUUAAAUUACGAAACGCUGCAAUUUCCGUAUCCAUGGCAUCUUUAUAUUCGGAUGACGAUCUGUUUCAAUCAUCUCCUACGCAUGGAACAGAAUCGACAUUAACUGAGGGCAGUAUGUCCGCGGAAGGUGUAGCUCUAUCGCUCCUUAGCAGGUUUAACGAAAAACAAUUACCACGAGCAAGUGAAUUACAAUGGUUAGUCUCCGAAAAAGAUGUGCCGCAAAGAUUAUUGCCGUUACCUAAAAGCUGGCCAAUUAAUCCAGACGACGCAGAGAACACGCAAUCCAUUCCAUUGCGUGGAACUACGGAAUGGGCUCCGCCGAGAGCUCAAAUUAUUUUUACACCGCAUCCUCCACCUGUGCGGCGAACGCUCAUAGCUAAACAGAAUUAUUAUUGUGCGGGUUGUGGAAUGAAAGUUGCUGUAAAAUAUGCAAACAAAUUUCGUUAUUGUGAGUAUUUAGGUAGAUAUUUUUGUACUGGAUGCCAUACCAAUCAAGUAGCACACAUACCUGGGAAAAUAUUGUCUAAAUGGGACUUCAACAGAUAUUCUGUGUCAAACUUUUCGUAUAGACUAUUGGAUCAAAUGACAACAGAUCCAUUGUUCCAAGUUAAUGACUUGAAUCCAUCAUUAUACAGGCGUAUAAAGCAGUUAGAAAGAACGAGGCUAUUACGUACACAAUUAUGUUUCUUCAAAGAUUUUUUAUUUACGUGUAGAUUCGCGACAAGUGUUCAAGAGAUACUGAAAAAGGAACCAAAUUAUAUGAUAAGCAAACCUCACGUAUAUUCCAUUCAAGAUCUGAUACACGUUAAAUAUGGUACUUUGCCUAUGCGAUUACAAGGACUAAUUCAAAUGUGCAAUAUGCAUAUUGUAGGAUGCGAGUUUUGUCAAGCCAGAGGAUUUGUUUGUGAAUUAUGUUGUUCCAAAGACGUCAUAUUUCCGUGGGAAUUCGCGAAAGUUACCAGGUGCGAAAUGUGUGGUGCAUGUUAUCACAAGAAAUGUAAGCAAAACUUUACUAAAGCGGAUUGCCCACGUUGUAUUCGCUUUUACGCUAGACGAUUAUCUAAGGAAGAACAAUUUUGACGAACGAUAAAGUUGUACUAUAUUAUAUCAUUGUCUGUGAAUAUGGAAUUCAUGAUUUAAAUCAAAUUUAAAUCAUUACGAAACUCACGAUAUUUGUCAAUUGUAUGUAAAUUUCUAUUUAUUAUAUUUAUUAUAAACUGA
Molecule: messenger RNA, 3278 nt
Organism: Ceratina calcarata
Lineage: Eukaryota; Metazoa; Arthropoda; Insecta; Hymenoptera; Apidae
Gene: Rubicon
Product: run domain Beclin-1-interacting and cysteine-rich domain-containing protein rubicon
Exons: 8
Coding region: 426-3137 (903 amino acids)
Cellular component (GO): intracellular membrane-bounded organelle
Molecular function (GO): phosphatidylinositol phosphate binding
Source: RefSeq, a predicted model, not a curated record